Molecule: messenger RNA, 2616 nt
Organism: Durio zibethinus
Lineage: Eukaryota; Viridiplantae; Streptophyta; Magnoliopsida; Malvales; Malvaceae
Source: RefSeq, a predicted model, not a curated record
UACAUAAUAAAAUGAACGAUCUCAACUGGGUUUCCAAAGCCUCUCUCUCUUUCUCUAGAGUUUAUUGAUCGGUUUUGGUUUCGGGGUCUUUCUUGAUCUUUUGUUAGGGAUUGGUUCUUUUGGGGUUUUGGGAAUUGCUUGAUUUUUGUGUUUUGGAGUUCAUUUUAUUGUUUUAGUUACCUUUUUGCUUGCUUGGUUGGUUGCCAAGAAAUGGUAGGAAAAUAACCAAAAACAAAAAUUUUCAAGUAAUUUAAUUUUAGAGAAUGCGUUGAUUCUCUUCCGGAAAGUCAAGUUAGUUAAUUGGUUCUAUUUUACUGAAAUUUUUUUCUUUAUCCUUAAUUAUAUUAUGGUAAUAGAGGGUUUUUGAGUUCAUAAGAUAACCUUUAGAAAUUUCCGACCUUUUCUUGGAAAGCAAACAAAAUUUUUGGCAGAUAGAGUUUUCAUUUUUUGGUUGAUUUUUUUCUUGGAAAUUUGGAUGGUUGUUGAAUGCAGCUUGGGCUAGUGAAGGUGAAAUUUUUUGGAAAUUUUCUGGGUAUAAAAAUUCAAGUACUUUGAGGGUUUUAUUGUUUAAAGUUCGAGGUCUGGGUCUCAUGAGACUUGGCAGGGGAAUGCAGAGAUUGUUUCGUGAGGAGGUGAACGUGCUGGGCGGGAACAAAUCCUUCAGCGAAGGGAUUGGCAUUACCACGCCCGUGGCAAGAACGCGUGACAAGCCUAUGAGUAGGGUUCUUGUUCUCUAAGUUUAGGGGGUUUUGGAAGGAGGAAUUAGGGCUAGGUUUUCUUAUUGAGAAUAGUUAUCGUCAAAAACAAUGACUCGCAUUUGGGUUCAACGAGGUUCCACUGGCAGCUCUUCUUCAAAUCCAACUCCUUCUUCUUCCUUGCCUGGGCCGUCUUCAUCUCGGGCAGAGCUACAAGUUUCUAAUCAUCAAGUUCCUUCGGCUGGGAAAGAUGAGGAAGUUAGUGAGGAAGUGCAGGAACAAGUUACUUCAGAUGAGCUUUUAGAGUGUUCCAGGAGUAGUGAAAAUAAGGCUGUGAAAAGUGAUGAUUCUUUGCUAGAGAACUUGCAUAAUGAUCGGAAUGAAACUUCAAGUGAGGCAAUUGCUAAGGCUGAGAAAGUACACUCUCUUGAUCCCUUGGGUCCAUGGGAUAUGAUGAAUGAUUUGGGUGGGUUGAAGAUUUCAGAAAAAGUUUUGGCCGAAACUGAAAGUUCAAGUUGUGAUCCCUUACCAAUUGGCAGUGGAAGUCCACUUCCACCUCCACCUCCUAUUCCACCUCCUAAACCUUCAGCAACAAAUUCAAAUUCAAGAAGAUCUGUCUCAGGAGGUUCAAAUACUGUUCGUGCCGGAUCAUCUAGAAGAACUGUUGCCUGGCCCAUUGUUUCAACAAGGUCGUCACCAUCUGGGUCGCGGCCUUCUUCUCCUAGAUCUCAUGGUGAGAGUGAGGGUUACAAUAGUGCUGAUGAGCAGAACCCAUGCUUCGUAUCCUCCUAUGAUGAUGCAGAAAGGGAACGCCAAUUUGAAAUUGAUAUUAGACGAGCAAAAGGUUUAGAAGUCAAAUGGAUGCUAGAAGAUGGAAAUUGCCUCUUCCGAGCUGUCGCUGAUCAAGUGUAUGGGGACUCUGAAGAUUAUGAUUCGGUUCGACAAAUGUGCAUUGAAUACAUGGAGCGAGAGAGGGAUCACUUUUCUCAGUUUAUAACAGAAGGUUUUACAUCUUACUGUAAGAGGAAAAGAAGAGAUAAGGUCUAUGGGAACAAUGUGGAGAUUCAAGCCUUAUCAGAAAUGUAUAACAGACCUAUUCAUAUCUAUUCCUACAGCAUAGAACCUAUCAACAUAUUUCAUGGAAGCUAUAAUACUGACACACCUCCCAUUAGGCUGAGCUACCAUCAUGGAAAUCAUUAUAAUUCUCUUGUUGACCCACGUCGUUUGACAAUUGGUGCCGGGCUUGGAUUUAGCUGUCUUCGAGGGGCAAAUGUGGACAAGGAUCAAGUCAAGGCUGCUAUUAAAGCUCAACAAGACCAACAGAUUGAUAAUGCACUCCUAGCUGAGGGGCGAUUUUACUCUGAUCUUGAGCUUACUGAGAAGGAAAUUGAGCGAAUGGUUAUGGAAGCUUCUCGAGCUGAGUACCUUGCCAAUGACAAGUUUAAGCCGCAAGUGGGCUGUAAAGAAUCAUCUACUUCCACCGCUGAACCAUCGUCAUCUGGAGCUAGGCCAUCAGGCAGUGAAACCAAAGUGGAGGGUUCAAAAGAGCAUGGUUUGCAGGAUAGUGUUCUCAGCAAUGGCAUUCAAUUACUGUUGUCAAUGGGAUUCACUUAUCUGCAGGCAAUUGAAGCUUAUAGCAUAUUCGGGGAUGAUGUAGAUUCCAUGGUCUAUUACCUCCUAGAAACCUGCAGUAGCAGCAGACGCAAAGGCAAGGCAACAGAAUGAAUCACAGACUAGUGCAAAAAAUCAGUACCAGGCAGUGUAGAGCGCCAUAUAAUUUCAUAGCAUCGGUUUCUUUAGGGUGCUAAUGUUGUAGCCUUGGUAAAAAUAAAACAAUCUCUAUUCACUGAAAGCACAUCAGACAGUUAGAUGUGUUGAUCUAAAUUCCAAGUUAAUAAAAUGAAUUUAUAGCUUAGAAAAA